Molecule: messenger RNA, 2941 nt
Organism: Pollicipes pollicipes
Lineage: Eukaryota; Metazoa; Arthropoda; Thecostraca; Pollicipedomorpha; Pollicipedidae
Product: AT-rich interactive domain-containing protein 3C
Exons: 11
Coding region: 1-1509 (502 amino acids)
Biological process (GO): regulation of transcription by RNA polymerase II
Cellular component (GO): nucleus
Molecular function (GO): DNA binding
Source: RefSeq, a predicted model, not a curated record
AUGAUCGUCGUCAAGAUUCGCGUCAAGGGUGACCCGGCGCAUGUGAUGCACGGCUCGUCGCUCGUCAGCCACGCUGUGCACAUGGAGAGCAAGGAGGCGGGCCUGGACGCGGCCGCGGGCACCUCGUCUGACCCGGGCUCGGGGCUGUCGAGAGGUCACUCACCUCGCACCCGCUCCGACCCGGAGCCAGAGGACGAGGGCAAUGAGGACUCGUCCAGCCAGGAUGUCCUGGAGAAGCUGAAGCAGCAGGUGGCCAACGUGACGCACGGCAGAAGCCGGAAGCCGCUGCCCGGCCUGGGUCUGGCCGGGUACGGCGGGUCUGGCGGCCGGGCCAGCAGCUCGCCGCCGGCCCGUGACACGGUCAGCCCGCCGGUCAGCUCGGCGGCACAGUCGCCCCGCCAGGGCAGUGCCGGCAACGCCCCCUGGAACUACGAGGAGCAGUUCAAACAGCUGUAUGAAAUCGACGACAACCCCAGCCGGAAGGAGUUCCUAGACGACCUGUUUCGGUUCAUGCAAAACAGAGGAACUCCGAUAAACCGUCUACCGAUAAUGGCGAAGCAGGUGCUGGACCUCUACGAGCUGUACAACCUGGUGGUAGCCCGUGGUGGGCUGGUGGAGGUCAUCAACAAGAAGCUGUGGCAGGAGAUUAUUAAGGGCUUGAAGCUGCCCUCCUCCAUCACGUCUGCAGCCUUCACCCUGCGUACACAGUACAUGAAGUACCUGUACCCGCAGGAGUGUCAGAAGGAAGGUCUCAGCAGUCCGUCUGAGCUGCAGGCAGCCGUGGACGGGAACCGGCGCGAGGGCCGCCGCAGCACCUACAACAGCAACUCGUACGCCGACUUCGUGCAGAGGUCGCCACUGCUAUCGGGCUCGAUGGCGCAGUCGUUCGGCUUGUCCAACGGCAUGCCGACCACGCUGCAUCAGCAGGGCCUGUCUCCUCUGUCGCUGGUCACCAGUCGGCCCGGCACCAACGGCGCCGGAGGCCACCCGCUGCCGCCUAGCUCUCCGUUUCUGCCGGGCAUGGGCGGCCCCGUGCUGCCGUCCGCCAACGACACGCUGAUGACGCUGUGGAACCUGUACAGCAACAGACAGCCGAUCCCCUCGCCGCCACACCGCAAGCCCGAGUGCAUGGGCCUGGCUCCGCAGAGCGAGGCCCUCAACCUCGGCGUCCGACGCGAAAUCAUGGCGAGGCAGGAAAGGGAGCGCGAGCAACAGGAGCGAGAGAGAGACCGCGAGCUGGAGCUGCACCGCGAGCGCGAAAGGGAGAUCGAGAGAGAACGCGAGCGCGAGAGGGAGCAGGAGAUGACGCGAGAGGUGCCUGACGACCUGUCGCCGCCACCCAACAAAAGGGCUCGGUCGGAUGACGAAGAGCACAAGAUGAACGCGCUGCCUCACACAAAAAUGAGCAUAUCGUCCAAGGGCGACGGAAGUUUGGUGCUGAGCAUGGAGCUGAACGGCGUGGUUUACCAGGGAGUACUCUUCGCUCAGCCCAGCGCCGCCCGGCUAUAGGCGACGCUGCUGCCACCUCGAGCUUUUCAAACAAGUAUUACUUGGCUGUGUCGCCGCUAGGACGAGGUCGUGCCGGAGAUCGUCGGCGACCGUCGCGACACACAGCAGUCCGAUCUCAUGAGGGCCGGUCGGGGCAGGGGAAGGGGUGUGCUCGUCGAGCACGCGCGGCGACUGCUGACGCCGUGCUCCGAUGUCCUGUUGCUCCCGUACGCGGCGUUCCUCGAUUUGAGCCUGCUGGCUGGUUAACUUGUUGACAGGAAGGCGGCUGCUGCUGUAUUCUUACUGGCCGCUUGGAGUGGAUGACUAGUGCAAUGUUCGUGCGAGAACAAAAGCUGGCCUGUGUCUGAAGAUGAACUUACCGGCUGAACCUAUGAUGUACUGGCCAAUGUCAUGUCGCUCCUGUCGUCCCCUGGUCUUCACUUGCAUAACUCAGGGAGACAAUAUUUCCAAGAAUAGAAAUGGCCUGUUCCCGACAAACGUCAUGCACUUUCCGGGCCCAGCCGUUGCUUUUUGCGGAGACCCAACGUGCAUGCAUGUGAGGGGAGAAUAGGUAGAAUCGUUGCAGUGUCAGAGCAAGGUCGUGCAGGGCUUCUGUGACGCAUUUUGUCAACGUUCCUGGGGUCUCGUACUCACAGUACGCUGGAUACUGUUUACGCGUGUUUGUGUACAAAGUUGUACCUCAGAUGAUGGUCGGAUCGUUCCUACUGAGACGCUGGCGUCGCUCGGGACGGCGGCCAGCGGGAAAUGGAAUGUCCCGGUCGUGUGCGUUUUAGCAUGCCCUGCCCGUCUAUGUCCUAGCUGUAUGACUUGGAACCUUCGUGGCGUUGUCUUGCGCAUUCGGGCUACGCAUGGCGUACGCUCGAAAUUCAGAGAUUUUAUUGCCACAGCCGUACUCGGAGUCAUUUGCAGGUAUGCAGUCAUUAUGCUCAUUUGCAUCCAAGUUUCAAAAAUCGCUGUUAUCAUGUGUCAUGUGUCCAUUGCGCACUUGACACAUGCGUGUGCGUUGCUUUCCCCUCCCCCGUAGUUGCCGGUGUUGUACAGAUAAUUGAUGACGUGGGCAAUAAGUGAUCCCUCUUUGACGAUCUCAUAACGGUCAUAUUUUCCAAAACCCUUCAACUCUAACGAACCACCACUUAGGGGUAACCUUGCUGGAGCAGUUAUCAACUGAAGUGUAUUUAAACUAUUUAGAAGUGUGCUUUAUGCUGGUAGUACGUUAUUAUCGGUGUGUGACUGUGUUGCCAAAUGUUAACAUUUGGCGUCCGGGCUUGGAGGCCGUCUGUACCCCUGCGCCACGUUAAUCCCACCUAGCACGAGAUGCGACUGUACGUUCGGUCGACGUUCGGUGGUGGCUGGCGAAGGCAGCCCUGUUGUCGCUGCCGCCUCACCAGGAUAUGUUGCAUGCCAAAGUCAUAAUAAACGUGUCUCAAACGGA